UCAAGGAAUUUUUUAUUUUUCAUAUAUAUGCUUUUGAUUUCACAAAAAUUAUUACAAUUUUCUUAAAUUAUAUGUGUACGUAUCGCGCGAAACAAAACAUGAAGAUCUGAAAAAAGAGCAUAUUGUAUUUAAUAAAGUAUUCUUUUAUAUUUUUUUAAUUCCUAUGUAAAGAACCAAAUAUUCCAAUUCCUAAAACACAAAUAUUUAUGCAUGUAACAAAAGGCAAUUAAUAAUUAAAUAAUUACAUUUUUGGCUAGAUCUAUAGAGGUAACAGGGUAUAAAGUAAAAACCAUUCUCUAAAAUAAUGUUUCUCGCUGAUAAUCAAAAUAUAAAACUAGCUUGAUUACAUUCCUGAGGCGAGAGAUAAGAAAGGGGUGAAAGAUAACAACAAUACUAGACCCGGGUCGUCAACGUCUUCUCUCGUCGUUCAAUCGAAAUCGCUUCAUUUCACUCGUGUUGCGAGUUGUGUUACGACCGGCAGCGGACCGGUGCUAUUCGUGCGAGAAUCCAAGUUAAAUCGUGGUAUACAGAAACAAAAAUGGCCCAAUUCAUCGCACACAUUAGCAGGAGCGCGAUGAAAACGCUCGUCUCACAUGGCAAAAAUGAUUUACCCAGUAGUGUUGCACAAAACAUUCAAAUGUUCAGAACAUCGAAAACGUUUCUCGUUGCGACACGUUCCAUAACCACAACUCGAUGCCUGAGAACUGAACGGUGGUACACUGAUAAACACGAAUGGAUAACAGUGGACGGCAAAGUGGGCACGAUUGGUAUAUCGGAUUACGCGCAGGAAGCGCUUGGAGAUGUAGUGUAUGCGCAGCUUCCCGAUGUGGGAUCCACAGUUAAGAAAGAAGAGGAAUGUGGAGCUUUGGAAUCUGUAAAAGCAGCUUCGGAAUUAAUAAGUCCAGUCAGUGGGAAAGUCGUGGAGAAAAAUGAGGUGGUUGAAAAUAAACCCAGCUUGAUUAAUUCAUCUUGCUACGAAGAGGGUUGGUUGUUCAAAGUAGAGUUAAGUGAUAUAGACGAAGUCAAGAAUCUAAUGAAUGAGGAAACUUAUAAUACAUUCUUAAAAUCAGAUGUGCAUUAGAUUGGAAUAUUAGAAAAAUGUUAUCUAAUACAGGUUUGAUCCAAUGACCAAUGAUUGCAUUUUCCAUUUAAGAACAUUAUUUGAGAUUUCAAUAAUCUUGUACAGUCUAAAAAAUAAUUACAUUCUGUGAAGAGUUUUACAUUUUGGUCAUUGAGAGCAAUCACAACUGUAUUUAUAGGCAUUGUUUCAUUCAGUAGUUUUAUAGCGGUAGAUAACAAAUUGAUGUUAAUUUAUGUAUAAAUAUGUGCAUCAAGCAGUAACGUUUGAUAUUUUUCUAGCAUGACAUAUAUGAUAUUAUUAAAAUGUUAAUAAUAACAUUAUAUAAUUAUAUAAUAAUGUUAUUAAUUAAUAAAUGUUAUAUUAGUUCUUAUAAAAUUAAAAUAUUUAAUACGUCAAAACAUCACAUGUAUGAAAUGUAACAUAGAAAUUUAAAAAAAAAUUGAAAAAUAUUGUUUAGCAAGUCUAACAUUGAUAUUGAUUGCGAUAAUUGCAAUAUCUUUAUUAGUCACUGUGCAAUGUUCUUCUCGUAUUUAUUAUACAAAGCAAACGAAUACUUGUAUAUUGCGAUAUACAAGUUGUUUGAUACAUGAAUAACAGCAUUCGAGUUACGAAUUAUGAUAGUUCUUGUUUUUUCUCUUUCCGAGUGCACAAGGGCGUUAAAAUUUUGUAAUAAUUGUACAUUCUAACGAGUGACUGAAUAAAAUACUAGUCUUAAUUUGCA
This is a messenger RNA of Linepithema humile (Argentine ant), 1802 nucleotides long. It is a transcript of the gene ppl, whose product is annotated as pumpless. Gene Ontology annotation, biological process: protein lipoylation; glycine decarboxylation via glycine cleavage system. Gene Ontology annotation, cellular component: cytoplasm; mitochondrion; glycine cleavage complex. NCBI's taxonomy places the organism in Eukaryota, Metazoa, Arthropoda, Insecta, Hymenoptera, Formicidae. The record is from RefSeq and is a predicted model, not a curated record.